GUGCCGUCGGAGCGUUCCAGCAUGGAGCGCGAGUCGAACGCCACGGCAGCCGCCCCUGCUGCAGCCGCGCUCUUCGCCUGGGGUGCAAAUAGCUAUGGGCAACUUGGCCUUGGCCACAAGGAAGAUGUGCUUUUGCCCCAGCAGCUGAGUGACUUCUGUAAUCCUGGAUGUGUCAAGAGUAUCACGGGAGGAGGGGCCCACUCUGCUGUUGUCACAGAUGAAGGGAGCCUUUUUGUCUGUGGCCUGAACAAAGAUGGGCAACUGGGGCUUGGUCACACCGAGGAUGUCCUGUACUUUACCCCCUGCAAAUCCCUCCUUGGAUGUCCCAUCCAACAGGUGGCCUGUGGCUGGGAUUUUACCAUUAUACUUACAGAAAAUGGUCAAGUUCUAUCAUGUGGAUCCAAUUCCUUUGGCCAAUUAGGAAUUCCUCAUGGGCCUCGAAGAUGUGUGGUCCCCCAGGCCAUUGAGCUCCUGAGAGAGAAGGUUGUUAGUAUUGCUGCUGGACUGAGGCAUGCUUUAGCUGCAACAGCUAGUGGCACGGUGUUCCAGUGGGGAACUGGUUUGGCAUCAUCUGGACGGCGGUUGUGCCCUGGGCAGACUCUCCCACUGUUUUUGACAGCAAAGGAACCAAGCAGAGUGACAGGCCUAGAGAAUUCUCAAGCAGUAUGUGUUCUUGCUGGCUCAGACCACUCAGCUUCACUGACAGAUGCAGGAGAGCUGUUUGUUUGGGGAAGCAACAAGCAUGGGCAACUGGCUUCCCAGGCUGCUUUCCUUCCUGUGCCCCAGAAAAUAGAAGCACAUUGUUUUCAGAAUGAAAAGGUUGCUGCUGUCUGGAAUGGGUGGACACACCUGGUUGCUCAGACAGAAACUGGCAAGGUGUUUACCUGGGGCCGAGCAGACUACGGUCAACUGGGGAGGACAUUGGAGUCUCAUGAAGACUGGAAACCAAAGAAGCAGGAUCCAUCCCUCCGCUGCUCCAGGCCAUCAAAGAGCACACCUUCCUCUCUGCAUUGCUUAAUGGGAGCAACUGAGGUCUCCUGUGGCUCAGAGCAUAAUCUGGCAGUGAUUGGUUGCGAUGCUGUGGAAGAAUCUAAGAUGUCCCUCAAGACUCCCCCUGCUCUCCUGCCACGAACACAUCCUUACUAAUCUGUGAAUUUGAUUAUUUUACCCUCAUGAAUAGGUUAUGUCACAUGGCACAGUUGACCUUAAGAUUGGGAGAUUAUUUGGGUAGUCUUGACCUAAUCACACGAGCCCUUUAAAUGCACAGAGCUUUCUCCAGCUUUUGGCAAAAGAAGAAGUCAGGGAUUCAAAGCAUGAGGAGGACUUGACAUGCCGUUUUUGGCUUGAAGAUGGAGUUGGCCAUGUAGAAAGGACCUAAGAGAGAAUUUUAGGAGCUGAGAAUGACCCCCUUCCCCACACCCAGCAAACAGCUAGCAAGCACACAGGGACCCGAGUCAUAAAACCAUAAGAAACUGGAUUCUGCCAACAACUUGAGUGAGCUUGGACGUGGAUUUUUCCCCACAGCCUCCAGAUGAGAACUCAGCCUGCUGACACUUUAACUUCAUCCUCAUGAGACCCUGAACAGAGAACCCAGCCAUGCCACGCCAGAUCCCUGACUGUAGAACUCUGAGCUAAUGACAUCAAGACACCAAGAGUGAACCCUAACAUAAACUAUGGCCUUUGGGAAAUUAUGAUGUGUCAAUGUAGGCUCACUGAUAUAAUAAAUGUACCACUCCCUGCAGGAUGUUGUGUGGCAUUGUGUUAAGCUGCUAAGUGUGUGGUAAUUAUGUUAGGCAGUAAUAGAAAACUAACACAAAUACAAUCUCAAUUCAGAGAUUACAAUGUCCAGUCUCAUGAAAUGAUCAAAACUCUGAAAAGUGACUUAAGUGGAGGUUUUCUCCCCUGACCUCCUGCUUGGGUCUCCUGUGGGUGGGAAAUCCUGAGUCAAUAAGACCAGCUACUGGAGGAAGAGGAGACAAGAGGGGCAGGGACAUUGUUUUUUUUUUUUUUUUUUUUUUGGCUGCACCAUGUGGCUUGCGGGAUCUUAGGUCCCUGACCAGCUAUGGAACCUGGGCCCACAGCAGUGGAAGCGUGGGGUCCUAACUGCUGGACGGCCAGGGAACUCCCAGGGCUGUUCUUCUUUCACUCAUACUAUUACAAUAUUCCGGUAGAAGUGCUCUCCAGGCUUAAAAUAUGUUUUAAAAUUCCCUCUUUCCAUCUUGGAUGCUUUCACAAGUCCUUUGGAGACCCUUCCUACCCUCGCUGCUGGGAACCUCUCACCUGCACCUCUGUUCCACCGAUCUCUCGCUCCUCUAGGAUCUCAGUGGUCUACCUCCAGUUUUCUUCUGCUGAGGCCCCACUGCUCUCCAGGUGGCCUCUAGGGCAAGUUCUAAGGCACCCCAUAACGGCUCUUUCUUAUGUGGCCCACAUAUAGUCCACAGGAAUCCUUGCCCAGACACUUCUGGGAAGGCAGCCUUUGACUCUGCAAGUCCAGGCCAUUUGAGCCAUCUUAUCACUCUUUAGGUUUUGUACGCACGACUCAGAUGUCAGCCUACUAUGUCCCCCAACUGCAGGGGAGACAUGUUAAGAUCCCCAUGUGGUCUCCUUAAAGCCCCUCUUUCUUGACUUGAGGUAAAAAGGAAAGCGUACCCCCAUUCUACCCCAUGGGGGAAUCUUCAUGGCCCCAAAAGCCCUCCCCAAAGGAAAUCCUCCCUCAAACCCUCAGUGCCCUGAGAUGACUGGUUCUCAGCCUCCUAGUUAGAAAUGCUUGCAUCUUAGUUCAGGAUCUCACUCUGGAAUGUGCCUCAGUGA
This is a messenger RNA of Physeter macrocephalus (sperm whale), 2811 nucleotides long. RefSeq names its product secretion regulating guanine nucleotide exchange factor (gene SERGEF). The record is from RefSeq and is a predicted model, not a curated record. NCBI's taxonomy places the organism in Eukaryota, Metazoa, Chordata, Mammalia, Artiodactyla, Physeteridae. The transcript has 11 exons. The coding region runs from base 22 to 1146 and encodes 374 amino acids.